This is a messenger RNA of Oncorhynchus kisutch (coho salmon), 1491 nucleotides long. Its product is annotated as alpha-2C adrenergic receptor-like. Lineage: Eukaryota; Metazoa; Chordata; Actinopteri; Salmoniformes; Salmonidae. Gene Ontology annotation, biological process: G protein-coupled receptor signaling pathway. Gene Ontology annotation, molecular function: alpha2-adrenergic receptor activity; epinephrine binding. The transcript is spliced from 3 exons. The record is from RefSeq and is a predicted model, not a curated record. Gene Ontology annotation, cellular component: plasma membrane. The coding region runs from base 11 to 1462 and encodes 483 amino acids.
AAUUAAAAUAAUGGAUUUCUUGAAUUUCUCCGGGGUGGUGGACGAGCGGAAUACCACAUUCACCAACUCCUCGGCUACCGGGGACAGUGAGUACUCUCUCCUCUCCAUAACCGGACUGACGGUAGUCGUGGGCUUUCUCAUCCUGUUUACCAUUGUGGGCAACGUGCUGGUGGUCAUCGCCGUGUUGACCAGCCGCGCUCUCAAACCGCCGCAGAACCUCUUUCUGGUGUCCCUGGCCAGCGCGGACAUCCUAGUGGCUACUCUCGUCAUGCCUUUCUCUUUAGCUAACGAACUCAUGGGCUACUGGUUCUUCGGGAAAGUUUGGUGCGACAUCUACUUGGCGUUAGACGUUCUCUUUUGCACGUCGUCUAUAGUUCACCUGUGCGCUAUCAGUCUCGAUCGUUACUGGUCGAUCACCCAGGCGAUAGAAUACAACCAGAAGCGGACUCCUACACGGCUAAACGGGAUGAUCGUGGUGGUCUGGCUGAUCUCGGCGGUUAUCUCCUUUCCACCGUUGAUCUCCAUGGACAGGAGCAGUGGAGGGGAGAUCAGUCCUCAGUGUCGGCUGAAUGAUGAGACCUGGUAUAUUCUCUACUCCAGCAUAGGAUCCUUCUUCGCUCCCUGCGUUAUCAUGAUACUAGUGUACAUCAGGAUCUACCAGGUUGCUAAGACGCGGACGAGGACCAUGUCGGAGAAGAAGAGAGAGGUGGAGGACAACGGAACUGCCCCGUUACACUUUAACGGGUUGGGGCAGGGGGGCGAGGAGGAGGGGUGCGGAGGAUCUCUGAAGGAAAACGGUGGCGGCGGAGCGUUUGCCCGGGAGAACGGGCACUGCCAGAGCCAGCAGAAGACGCCGGUGCCACAGGGGAUGUUACCCAACGAACCCAAAUUAACCCCCGACCCCGACGAUGGAGACGACUUUGACGACAGCAGCUCGUCGGACGAAAAACCCACAUCCGCCAAAAAACAUUCCCAUUCCUCUUCCCAUCAGCAUCACCACCACCACCACCACCACCAUGACGACAAGAAGGAUUCCAAACCUUCAGAGAGAAGGAAGUCCACAGGAAGCAGGAAGAGCAGCUUGGCUUCGUCCAAACGCUCAGAGAGCAAGAAGUCGCGUGCCAGCUCUAAGUCCAUCGAGCUGUUUUCGUCCCGUAGGAAGCGGAGGAGCACCGUCAACAGGAAGAAAAUAACAGCGGCGAGGGAGAAGAGGUUUACCUUCGUCUUGGCGGUGGUGAUGGGCGUCUUCGUGAUCUGCUGGUUCCCCUUCUUCUUCAGCUACAGCCUGUAUGGAGUGUGCCGGGCGCCGUGUGAGAUCCCCCAGUCUCUUUUUAAGUUCUUCUUCUGGAUAGGCUAUGUCAACAGCUCCCUCAACCCCGUCAUCUACACCAUCUUCAACCAGGACUUCAGACGAGCAUUCCAGAAGAUUCUAGUCUGCAAGUCAGGGAAGAGGUCUUUCUGAACGUGGAUAGUCCAACAGUAUAUACUGUA